CAUACUUUCAGAUACCUUACAUUGAAAUAUACUGGUAGCAAUAAUUGUUUAUGAUAUAUUCGAACUAACGGUAAGUUUCUGCUUUCGUUUUUUUCUUUUUUGCUUAUUUUAAAGGGGCAAGGCAGUGCCCAGGAGGCUUUUCGCUUUUGUAACUCGAGACCAAGACCUGGCUGCUCGAACUUUGAAUUGAACUUAAGUGUGCCUGUGGCUGCGUCUGAAGCCUGCAGCUGAGCCCCAUCACGGUGGUCCGCCAUGGCGUCUCGGCUGCGGCCAGGCUCACAGAAGAAACAGAUAAAGGAGAAGAUUGUCCAGAUCUAUGAGUCAUUCUUCAAGGGUGAGGAUGUCGCAGCGGGGAACGCCAAUUUCUGGGACGAGCUGUUUCUGCUGCGGCCACGCGUCUCAGUGCUCGAGUCCGAGCUGACGCGCCUCUCCUCCGAGCAGCUGAGCGCGCUCAAGGUGCCGCUGAACCAGCUGUUCGCGCGCUGCGUGGACGUGGUGCGCGAGGAGCACCUGCUACGCGCGGCGCACGCGCUGCAGACCCUCUCUGGGCUGGUGGCGGGCGUGUGCCGCCAGCCGCGGCCCGGCCCCCAGACGGACGCCGUCGACCUGCUGGUGGGGCUGGACGCCGCCGAGCGCGAGAUGGGCCGGCUGUGCGGCCGGUGCGCCGAGCUGUUGGCCGGCCUCUACCCGGAGACGCUGCGCUCGCUGGUGCUGGACGCGCUGCUGGCCGUGGCCGCCGCCUCGGAGGACAUCAACCGCAAUGGCCUGCUCGAGUACCUGAUGAUCAACAGCUCGCUGUUCGAGCCGGUGAUCCAGCUGCUGUCGCACGGCGCCACCCGCUCCGUGCACGGCCACAAGUGCGUGCUACUGCUGACGCUGCUGGUCAACUACCGCAAGAGCGAGCCGGCCAACCCGUACGUGGUGAAGCUGUCCAUCCUGGACGACGAGCUGGCGCUGAACGGCUACAGCCAGGUGAUCACGGCUGCGCUGAGCGAGUUCAACUGGAAGUACGCGGCGCAGACGUGCGACUCCCAGUCGCAGGGCUGGCUCUCCAGCCUCACCAGCAUGGUGGGAAACAUGUUCGUGGCCGACGAGCUGGCCACCCGCUCCGAGAGCAUCAAGGCCAACCACGGCGUGCUGGUGGCUCUGUACGAGGCCGUCCACCUGAACCGCAACUUCAUCGCUACGCUGACGCAGGCGUCGACGGACGCCAGCAGCCAGCCGCCGUCGCCGCAGAGCACGCUGGACCGCGAGCAGGCGCCGGCGCCGCCGGCGGCCGGCCAGCCGGACCCGCUCGGCGCGCCCGUCAACCUGCUGGUGGCCUUCCUGCAGUACUGCUCCAUCGUCAUGCAGGACACAAAAUCGGACGCGGCCACCAACAACGUGCGCCAGUGCUUCAUCGUGCUGACGUGCGUGUCCGAGGACCAGUAUUGCAACUCGCUGAUGCACGACCCGAACCUGGUGUUCGUGGUGCGGCUGCACCGGCUGCCGAUGCGCCACCGCAAGGCCACCGACCGGCCGGCGCACCCGCAGCCGCUGGCCACCGCGCUGCUCGACCUCACCGUCGAGUUCAUCAUGUCCCACCUGAUGAAGCGCUUCCCGCUGGACCUGUAUCUGCAGUGCGUCGGUAUCGUGCACCGCGUGCUCUGCUACCAGAAACGGUGCCGCGUGCGGCUCGGCUACCACUGGCGCGAGCUCUGGUCGGCGCUGAUGUCGCUGCUCAAGUUCAUCGUCUCCAACGAGAACGCCGUGGUGAAGCGCAACAACAUCUUCGAGCUGGCCAUCCUGGUGGUGAACAUCUUCAACCUGUUCAUCACGUACGGCGACACGUUCCUGCCGACGCCGACCAGCUACGACGAGCUCUACUACGAGCUGAUCCGUAUGCACCAGGUGUUCUCCAACCUGUACUCGAUGUCGCUGCGCUACUCGAACGAGGGCGAGCACCGCGAGGCGGCCAUGCGGCUCACCAACAACCUGGUCAACAUCCGCGCCAUCUGCAACCACUUCUCGCCCAAGAUCGAGGCGUGGUCGCAGGCCAACAACCAGACCAGCCUGACCGAGGACCAGGUGCUGGACGUGGUGCGCAGCAACUACGAGUCGCUGACGCUCAAACUGCAGGAGAGCCUCGACCAGUACGAGCGCUACGCAGAGAGCCCCCGGUACUCGAGCUUCUUCACGGCGGUGGUGCGCAGCGUCAUCCGGGACACGUGGAGCGGACUCAACUUUGACCAGGUGGACCACGCCAGCCUGCUGAACCAGACGUCGGCCAUCUCGUGAGCGCCACGCCGCGCUGCCAGGGGGCUCCCAGGUCUCACCGACACACGCCGUGCCUGCCGCGUCACACUCCCGGGCCGCCCUGUAAAGGCGGCUCCCUCCUAGAGUGGUGGCUUGUGGCCUACUCAAGUGCGUGGCUUAUUCGCCGCAGACGGGACGGUUCCGAGCGGACGCACGGGGGCCGGCCGUGCCGACCUGGGUCACGGUGGCCCGCCGGGCCGGGUCACGGUGGCCCGCCGGCCGGCCCAGACGGAGCCGGCCGAUCUGCUGUGAAGUCCGCUCAGCGUAGAGCGGCCGCCGUGCUGUGCUGUGGCGGCGGCCCGUCGCCCACCGGCCGCGGUGGUGCUGCCGGGACGGGUGGCGACGGUCCGCCGACUGGCAGCGUUUGCAGUGCUGCUGUCGUGCUGAUUCUGCGCUCCGGCGUGGUGCUUGGGUCUGUUUUCUUUGCAUUUGUCUAUUUGUUUUCAAUUUUGGCCAGUGUCGCCAGUUUUAUGGUGAGGCGGGACCAGGCGAGACCCGUUGAACUAGCCCAAGACAAGCCGAACACGUUUCGUUUUCCUGUGCAUUGUGUUGUUCUGAGCUCGUCAGAAAUGAGUGCUAAUUUGAAGUGAAUCACAAAUGUCCCGCGCGCCGGUUUCACUGGUGCAUUGCUGUGCCUGUUUGUUGUCCAUGAAUAUGAAUGAUGGUGAUUUUGUAUUGCUCCAAUCGUGCAAUUUUAGUUUUAUCCUCCCCGGUGUGUAGUGAUAGAAUAUCCGCUACUACCAAUCUUCGGUGAUUCUUGUAAACGGUCAGAAAUAUCAGCGUGAUAUUCGCACGAUCAAACAGUCGUUAGGCUAUUGAUAACACUGCGAGUUGAGCAACGAGGCGCCGUGUGUGCGAUGCCGGUGGCAUUUACGGGCAUUGUAUAUGUGCUUUGCGUUCCGGGUGCAGCGUUAUAGCGAUCCUGGCGGAGACGUCCGUUCUGACAAUAUAUGUACUUGCUUGUG
Messenger RNA from Amphibalanus amphitrite, 3260 nucleotides. Its product is annotated as armadillo-like helical domain-containing protein 3. Gene Ontology annotation, cellular component: cytosol. The transcript has 2 exons. NCBI's taxonomy places the organism in Eukaryota, Metazoa, Arthropoda, Thecostraca, Balanomorpha, Balanidae. The record is from RefSeq and is a predicted model, not a curated record. The coding region runs from base 253 to 2277 and encodes 674 amino acids. Gene Ontology annotation, biological process: regulation of Golgi organization.